This is a messenger RNA of Callithrix jacchus (white-tufted-ear marmoset), 3217 nucleotides long. Its product is annotated as HLA class II histocompatibility antigen, DQ beta 2 chain. The record is from RefSeq and is a predicted model, not a curated record. Gene Ontology annotation, cellular component: membrane; MHC class II protein complex. Gene Ontology annotation, biological process: antigen processing and presentation; immune response. NCBI's taxonomy places the organism in Eukaryota, Metazoa, Chordata, Mammalia, Primates, Cebidae.
UUUUUACUGCUUCCGGCAGGUACAUAAGAUCCAUUAGGUUUGAGCUGCAUUGACUACCACUGCUUUUUCCUUGGUCUCAAUUACGUCUUGGAAUAUGGCUCUGCAGAUCCCUAGAGGCUUUCGGGCAGCAGCUGUGACCUUGAUGCUGGCGAUGCUGAGCACCCCAGUGGCUGAUGGCAGAGACUCUCCCAAGGAUUUCGUGGUCCAGUUUAAGGGCAUGUGCUACUUCACCAACGGGACGGAGCGCGUGCGGGGUGUGGCCAGAUACAUCUAUAACCGCGAGGAGUACGCGCGCUUCGACAGCGACGUGGGGGAGUUCCGGGCGGUGACCGAGCUGGGGCGGAGCACCGAGGACUGGAACAACUAUAAGGACUUCUUGGAGCAGGAGCGGGCCGCGGUGUACACGGUGUGCAGACACAACUACGAGGCGGAGCUCCGCACGACCUUGCAGCGCCGAGUGGAGCCUACAGUGACCAUCUCCCCAACCAGGACAGAGGCCCUCAACCACCACAACCUGCUGGUCUGCUCCGUGACAGAUUUCUAUCCAGGCCAGAUCAAAGUCCGGUGGUUUCGGAAUGACCAGGAGGAGACAGCCGGCAUUGUGUCCACCUCCCUCAUUAGGAAUGGUGACUGGACAUUCCAGAUUCUGGUGAUGCUGGAAAUGACUCCCCAGCGUGGGGACAUCUACACCUGCCAUGUGGAGCACCCCAGCCUCCAGAGCCCCAUCACCGUGGAGUGGCGGGCUCACUCCGAAUCUGCCCAGAGCAAGAUGCUGAGUGGAAUCGGAGGCUUUGUGCUGGGGCUGAUCUUCCUCGGGCUGGGCCUUGUCAUCCGUCACAGGGGUCGGAAAGGACCUCGAGGGCCUCCCCCCGCAGGGCUCCUGCACUGAUUCCUGAAGACUUUUGUCUGGGAUUGGUUAUCACUUUUCUGUAAUGCCCACCUGCCCCUGCCCAGAAUUUCUAACUGCCUGUGUUGCCUGUCCCCCUGAGGUCAGAGUCCUACAGUGGCUCUCAUGCAGCCACCAGGUCACCUCCUAUGAUCCCAACCCCCGGGCGCUGGCUGUGACUCUGCUUCCUGCACUAACCCCGAGCCUCCACCUGUGCACUGCAAGCUGUGUCUACUCAGGCCCCAAGGGGCUUCUCUGUUUCCCUUCUCCCCACUCCAGACCUGUCAACACAAGAAAAUCAUUUACCUGACUUCAGUGCUUUUCACAUAAUUAAACAUGAUUCUGAGUUAUCCGUAUUCUGAACUUCCUCAGCUGAGCAGAGGCAGGAAACCACUGCCAAGUGAAGGAACAUACUUUGAGGUGACUCAGCCAAACUGUGGCCAGAAAGAGGGUGGUACCUUGAAAAGACACCUUGGGGUGAAAAAGUAAGAGUGAGCAGAGGAGGUAGAAAAUCAAUUCAAUUGUCACAUCAUUCACGGUUCUUUAAUAUUGAAGUUCAGCGCAGUGGCCUUAAUGUUGUCUAAGUAUGCAUGGUGGAAUUGUUUGGGGACAGCUGUAGUGACUGAUGUUUCAGAUAUAUUCUGGCUGGCAAGUCACAUCAAUCGAAACUAAUUUUUAUUUUUAAGAAAGCAUAACCAGCCAUGAAAGGACUAUUUUUGGUUCCAAAUGACAGAAACUCAACUUAAACAUAUUUGAUUCAUGUUACAAGGACACUUGCUUUCAGAAGUGACUAGUUCCAUGUAUUCAAUGAGGUCUUCAUCUCUCUCUUCUCUUUCGGUUAUAGUUCUAUCUGUGUGUCCUCCCUUUGUGUCUCUUUGUCCCUGUAUAGUUCUUUCUGAGGGUCUCUCUUGUUUUGUCUUUGUUCCCUUGUUGUGUCUUUCACUGCAUUGUUGCCUUUCUCUGUUUUUAUAAUCUUUGUCACUGUUUAUCUGCAUUUCUUUUUUUUCUUUUUGCAUCUCUCUGUUCUCUGCAUCUCUCUUAUCAACUCACACCUUAUCUCAUUUCUCUCUUCGUGUGUGUGUGUGUGUGUGUGUGUGUGUGUCUUUGUUAUAUAUGUUUCUAGAGUGUCUACCAAAGUUUUAAUAAUUUUGGAAAAGAUUCUGAUUGCCUGAGCCUGAGUAACAGGCACACCUCCCAAACACACCAUCCUGUGCACGGGAUGCUGACAGCCAGUGUGCUCAUUCCUCUUAUUACGAAGGAAGACUGGAUUUUCCAGAAUUUUGUGGUGCUGGAAACGACUUUCCAGUGUGCCGAUGUCUACAUUAGCCAUGUGGAGGACCUCAGCCUCCAGAGUCUCCUCCCAGUGGAGGGGUGGAUGGGGAAGUUUGUUUCUUGUGGAGCCCAUAGGUCAAACGGCAGAUCUUCCUCUGGUUCUAGGGUCCCUCAGUGGUAACUGUUCACAGCCAUCCCAUUCCUCAUCUGAGCUCCCUUUGUCAUUGACAUCGUAAUCUGUUGAUUCCUGAUGACACUCUUCCUAAUCAUGAGGGAGGUCACUACACACAGUGACCCCUUUGAUGUGGGCUCAGCCCUGAAGCUGGUCUACAUCUCAGUCUCUGGAUUUGUCAUUAAGACAGACAACCUUGUCCAACCCGCAGCCCGCGGGAUGCAUGCAGCCCAUGAUUGUUUUUAAUGUGGCCCAAAACAAAUUCUAGGACAUUCUUUAAGUUCAGCUUUGUCACACUGAACAUGUCCUGGAAGAUACUUUGUUUACAAGAAGGUCAAAGUCUUUUCCCUUUCUUCCACUGCCAGUUUCAUAGAAACAACUGCUUUUUUGCACCCAGAUUCCAUUGAGUAGUAUAAUCUUUAAUCGAUAAAGUAACAAGAAUAUUCUUUAUAAAUAAAUUUGAUAACAAGAAGAACUGAGUCUUAGUAUGCAUAUAACUUGGAGGAAAGAACCACCUGCCGGCUGUGAGCAUUUGUUUUUACCUUAGGAAGUAUCAGUAUAUCUUUCAGAGACAAUGCUCACCAAUAUGUCAUAAGCCUCUUUACGUUUCCCAGUCUUUUCUGCUGUUAGGUUGGGAUCAUUUGACUAAUAUUAGCCAAUGGAACUUGCAAGUAGAUGCAUGAUGAGACGUUGGAAACUCCAUAAAACCUGAGUCACUCGAAAAAUUGUGGAAUGAAGUCUCUUUAUUGAGUGAAACCACUGAGAUUUGCUUUUAACUGAGGGCUAAGAUCUUACUGCAACAUAACCUUGCCCUUCCUGAUAACCAUGGAAUGUUUAACUUCAGAAGAGGAUUAAGUUAAUAGAGUGAAUCAAGUGAGUUAAUGGAA